Messenger RNA from Oncorhynchus masou masou (cherry salmon), 3523 nucleotides. Its product is annotated as collagen alpha-1(XXVI) chain-like. The annotation marks the transcript as partial. The record is from RefSeq and is a predicted model, not a curated record. Lineage: Eukaryota; Metazoa; Chordata; Actinopteri; Salmoniformes; Salmonidae. Gene Ontology annotation, molecular function: protein binding. The transcript has 14 exons.
CUACGGUGUAUUUAUUCCACAUCUGACAAAGAUCUAAUCCUUCGAAGAGAUUCAAACUUUUUUUUUAUCAACGGAAGCCUACAGCAACUAGCGUUUUGGAACUCUGUGGAGACGCCAUUGGCAAUGACAUCGCUCCCGUGCGCUCUGUGCAUAAUAUGGAUAUGUCUGAUCUGUCAUUCGACGGGAACGGGAUUUAUUUACAAGUUUCCCGGAGUGACUGGCCAAAGCGUCAACUCGGAGCAGAGCGCGACCACAGGUUCACCAGGCAGCGGAUCAAACAUUCACCUCAGGAACUGGUGCCAGUACACUGUGUUGAGGACAGUGAAGUGCCAGGUGCACAAUGGGACAGAGACCACAGUGCAGAGAGUGUUUCAAGGCUGCCGCUGGCCAGGACCCUGCUCCAAACUCAUCAGCUACAGGACCGUGGUCAGGCCGUCUUACAAGGUGGCCUAUCGGCAGAUCACAGCUCGGGAGUGGAGGUGCUGUCCUGGGUUUGUAGGAGGUGAAUGUCGAGAAGAGUGUAUGAACUGCACUGGCUUCACUGACAUAAACAACAGACUGAACUUCAUGGAGUCCAAGAUUAAGCUGCUAGAGGGAGCAGGUUCACCUUCACCGUCCUUCAACAACUCAACAGAGGGCUCCAGUGACAACGUCAUGUAUACCCCCACCCCCAUCGGCCCUCCAUCUUAUCUGCACCCAGGAGGAAGAGGACCACCGGGGCCAAUCGGAUCACCAGGAAUUCCAGGCCCAGCUGGCGAGGCAGGGGUUCCAGGACAGACCGGCCCCACAGGGCCAAUGGGAGAGAGAGGAAGACCAGGAGAGAUGGGACAUCCAGGCCCUCCAGGGCCAACCUCCUCCUCUACCCGGCCGAGAGGUGACAUGUUUGGGUUCGACGAGCAGGAGGAGACCCGUCUUACUCCAACUCUUCCUGAGUUGGUAGCUGGCCCUCCCGGUCCAUCUGGCCCCCUAGGACCUCCAGGUCCCCCUGGACCAAUCGGACCAGCAGGAGUUCCAGGGCGAGAUGCAGAGGGAGGUCUCCAAGGCAAGGCUGGGAUUCCUGGUCCUAAAGGAGACGCAGGGGAGAGGGGCCCUUCAGGAUUACCAGGGGAGCACGGCAAGCCUGGGCAGUCUGGGCAGAAGGGGGAGCCAGGAGAGGGUUUGCCUGAGGGGGGAGCUGAAGGACUGCAGCAGCUGAGGGAAGCUCUCAAGAUCCUGGCAGAGAGAGUUCUGAUUCUGGAACACAUGAUUGGCAUCCAUGAGAGUCCAGUGGAGUCAGGCUCUGGACUGGAAGGCCUACCAGACUCCUUUUCCUUCCCCACCAUCAAGACCAGACUGGCCGAGUCCACCAUCAAGACCAGACUGGCCGAGUCCACCAUCAAGACCAGACUGGCCGAGUCCACCAUCAAGACCAGGCGACUCCAGCCCCUCCAACUCUCCUCCCAUCCAUCCUCAAAGAAGCACUCUGGUGGCCAGACAGAGACCAUGUAUUUUUUAAGACACCAAUGAGUGUUUAGUGUGUGUGUGUGUGUGUGUGUGUGUGUGUGUGUGUGUGUGUGUGUGUGUGUGUGUGUGUGUGUGUGUGUGUGUGUGUGUGUGUGUGUGUGUGUGUGUGUGUGUGUGUGUGUGUGUGUGUGUGUGUGUGUGUGUGUGUGUGUGUGUGUGUCUGAUAGAAAAGGUGUAGUAUCAAAAAGCCUGCAGAAAGUAUUAAUUUACAUAAUGCAUGAAUGGAUAUAUUUUCAGAAAUAUACUCAUAUAUAUUCUCUCUUCUGUGUAGUGUUUGUACACAAUUUAUAUAACAUGCUGUUCUGAGAGCUGAAACCAGACCAUGUUCUGUUCUGAGAGCUGAAACCAGAACAUGUUCUGUUCUGAGAGCUGAAACCAGACCAUGUUCUGUUCUGAGAACUGAAACCAGACCAUGUUCUGUUCUGAGAGCUGAAACCAGAACAUGUUCUGUUCUGAGAGCUGAAACCAGACCCUGUUCUGUUCUGAGAACUGAAACCAGACCAUGUUCUGUUCUGAGAGCUGAAACCAGACCAUGUUCUGUUCUGAGAACUGAAACCAGACCAUGUUCUGUUCUGAGAGCUGAAACCAGAACAUGUUCUGUUCUGAGAGCUGAAACCAGACCCUGUUCUGUUCUGAGAACUGAAACCAGACCAUGUUCUGUUCUGAGAGCUGAAACCAGAACAUGUUCUGUUCUGAGAGCUGAAACCAGAACAUGUUCUGUUCUGAGAGCUGAAACCAGGCCCUGUUCUGUUCUGAGAACUGAAACCAGACCAUGUUCUGUUCUGAGAGCUGAAACCAGAACAUGUUCUGUUCUGAGAGCUGAAACCAGACCAUGUUCUGUUCUGAGAGCUGAAACCAGACCCUGUUCUGUUCUGAGAGCUGAAACCAGACCAUGUUCUGUUCUGAGAACUGAAACCAGACCCUGUUCUGUUCUGAGAACUGAAACCAGACCAUGUUCUGUUCUGAGAACUGAAACCAGAACCUGUUCUGUUCUGAGAACUGAAACCAGACCCUGUUCUGUUCUGCAGGAUUUUGGACAACCUUCCUGCUUACAUUAUUAAAAAUAAGUGGAAUGAAAUGAAUAACUUCUGGUGCAUAAAACGAAAAUAAGUAAAAAUUGUAAAAAAAAAAAAUGGUAUUUUGGCUCGGCUGAAACCACCUGGGUCAAACUCUGAGGUUAUGUUCUGCUGCUGUGGCUGGGUUCUGCUCUGAUCUGUCCUGUUCUGUCUCUCUUGGCAUGUCAUGUUUCUGUUAUUGGCUAGAAAUAAGUGUGUCUCUGUUAUUGGUCAUUCACCUUAUAUGGUCUCAUUUAAGAGUGUAUUUUCAAGUUCUUAUGUAGCACAGUGUUUGUUGACGUACUCCUUUUACUGCACACGUUUUCAGUGUAAUACCUAACAUGAAUGAUGUAUUGAAUACCACGGAUUCUGGAGCACGCUCCGGUUGCAACCUGCAACCUUAUGUGAGGGCUAUGUGAGGGCUAUGUGAUGGCUAUGUGAGGGCUAUGUGAGGGCUAUGUGAGGGCUAUGUGAUGGCUAAGUGAUGGCUAUGUGAGGGCUAAGUGAGGGCUAUGUGAGGGCUAUGUGAGGGCUAUGUGAGGGCUAUGUGAGGGCUAUGUGAUGGCUAUGUGAUGGCUAUGUGAGGGCUAUGUGAGGGCUAUGUGAGGGCUAUGUGAGGGCUAUGUGAGGGCUAUGUGAGGGCUAUGUGAGGGCUAUGUGAGGGCUAUGUGAGGGCUAUGUGAGGGCUAUGUGAUGGCUAUGUGAGGGCUAUGUGAUGGCUAUGUGAUGGCUAUGUGAGGGCUAUGUGAGGGCUAUGUGAGGGCUAUGUGAGGGCUAUGUGAGGGCUAUGUGAGGGCUGUGUGAGGGCUAUGUGAGGGCUAUGUGAUGGCUAUGUGAUGGCUAUGUGAGGGCUAUGUGAGGACUAUGUGAGGGCUAUGGUUGUGGUUGUACUGUCUGUAAGCCAUUGCACUCAGUGGACGUGUACUGUAUCUAUCUCUCAAUUAAACCCGUUCACACAGUUCACA